AUGUUUUUCUAUGACUCAGUGGUUCUGUUUGUGCUGUGGCCCAGUCUGAUGAUGUUUGUUUGUUUUUUCUUUCGUUGUGUGUCACACAGUCACGGGGAUGUUGGAAGAGUUAAACUUACAUGUUUUCUUAAAGGGGGGCGUUCAGCCAGCUGCAGCGAUAUGGCAAAGUUUUGUGAAUAUGAUAUUUCUUAUUUUUACUUGAUUAAUAUGAAGUCAGAAAAACAUGAAGGAGCAGGAAACUAUGACUCUACUACAGGCUGGUAUUGCCUGUCAAAGGAUCCUAAUAUGUCCUUGCUGUGA
Molecule: messenger RNA, 300 nt
Organism: Xyrichtys novacula (pearly razorfish)
Lineage: Eukaryota; Metazoa; Chordata; Actinopteri; Labriformes; Labridae
Source: the annotation of a GenBank genome assembly